Messenger RNA from Zygotorulaspora mrakii, 2052 nucleotides. It is a transcript of the gene FRE1, whose product is annotated as ferric/cupric-chelate reductase. The coding region runs from base 1 to 2052 and encodes 683 amino acids. Lineage: Eukaryota; Fungi; Ascomycota; Saccharomycetes; Saccharomycetales; Saccharomycetaceae. Gene Ontology annotation, biological process: intracellular iron ion homeostasis; copper ion import; iron ion transport. The record is from RefSeq and is a predicted model, not a curated record. Gene Ontology annotation, molecular function: ferric-chelate reductase activity. Gene Ontology annotation, cellular component: plasma membrane. The transcript has a single exon.
AUGAAGUUCCUUUGUCUGUUAUAUUUUGCUAUAGCGUCAUCAAGUGCUCUAGUAUUGGUGGACUCGACAUUGGCAUCAGCUUGUGUCUAUUAUGAGAAAGGGUUCGACUGGGGUUGUGGUACGCACUCCAAUGGAAUGAAAGCUUACACAUGUCGAUGUGGAAAUGUAAAUUGGCUGGGUACUAUAACCAACUGUAUAAACAGUAACUCGAAAAGCAGGCACGUUGUGGACCACGCUUUCAAACAUAUAGCAGGAAGAUGCCUCUCAAGAGGAAAUUUCCAUUACUCAUUGGAUGAUAUGUGGAAAUUUUAUGAAAAUGGAACUCGGUAUCUGAGAAAUCCCACUAAGAAUGAUGAAGAAUCCGAAGUAUUUACUACGCUUCUGGUGAAUCAAACCGAUUUUGAUUGGUACUAUAGUAAAUUCAAAGGAUUUACCUUUGAAGUUGAAAGAAGUCAAUGGUUCGGUUGGGGCCUGGUGUUUUAUUGGGCUUCAAUCAUUGCCAUAGCUUCAUUGUUUAAUAUUAGUAACAGGUAUAUUGGCUUCAAAUUAUUUUCUAAAAGCUUUCGGAAACACUUGGCGAUUCCUCCUUUGGUUCGUAUAGGCAAUACGACCAGCAGAUAUGCCGACCUACUCCUGCCUGACGCCUUUCGAACACGUCUUGAGGUAUUGAUAGUUGGUGUGUUUGUUUGCCUAUCAAUCAUCUCUGUUGGUGUUGGUUACGAACUUCAAACCCCUCAUCCAUAUCUGACUAAUCGCUGGUUCAUGAAUCUGGUCUUGGUUAGUUACAGAGUGGAUUUAAUGUCGAUGUCAUUGUUUCCUGUCAUUUAUUUCUUUGGGAUUCGUAAUAAUCCUUUUAUCAAAAUUUCUGGGCUCAGCUAUUCUACAUUUAACUACUUUCAUAAAUGGUGCGCAUAUGUAUGUGCUAUCUUAGCUUUCAUCCACUCAAUAAUUUGGACAACAUACUCUAUCAAAGAAGGCGGGUAUAAAAUGUGGUGGAAUGAUGCGUAUUGGAAAUGGGGAAUUGCAGCUAUGACCCUCCUGGGUCUGCUAGUUUUUCAUGCUGCUAAGCUAAUUAGAGACAUUGCGUACGAAGUUUUCCUCUUUCUCCAUAGAUUUAUGAAUAUCUUCUUUAUCAUUUGCAUGUACUAUCACUGCAUCAGCCUAGGUUGGCUCGGCUGGAUAUGGUCGAUGGCUGGCAUUUUAGGUUUCGAAUACAUGAUGCGAAUUAUAAGAAUUAUGUUAAGUGGAGGGUUCCAAAAAGCCGAGUUGACAUAUUGCGGAGAUUCUGUCCUAAAAAUGACGAUUAGAAAGCCGAAAUUCUUCAAAUAUGGAUGUGGUUCAUUCUCGUUUAUAUAUUUUGUUGAUUUUCAUGACCCUUGGUAUUAUCCAUGGCAAUCGCAUCCAUUUACACUUCUUUCAACUCCUGAGAGUGUUGACGAGAAGCUGAUUGUGUACUUCAGGGCAAAAAAAGGAAUGACAAAUCACCUAUUGAAGAAAAUCUUUUCAUCGGGAGAAUGCACCAUAAGUCACAGAAUUAUCAUCGAGGGCCCCUACGGCAAUAAUGUGUCUGUGGCGCAUCCUAAUAAUAAGGUUGUUGGUAUAGCUGCAGGUCUUGGGGUUACAGCUGUGUACGCUUACUUUUCCAAAAUCGCAAAAAACAAACAAUCCACAAUAGUAAAUAAGUUUAUCUGGAUUAUAAGGAACAGAGAUCAUAUUUCAUGGUUCAGGAAAGAGUUAGAAUGGUUGAAGUCAAAAGAUUGCGAGAUAGCAAUAGUUACUACUUCACAGAUUUCAAUUGAAGACUCGUUCAUUACAUUUAAUGACAAAGAAUCCACGGAAGAAUUUUGUUUUCGAGAUCUGGGCAAAAGGCCGGACCUGGUGCAGAUAAUUUCAAAUGAAAUAACAGCCGCAUGUGAAGAACGCAAUGAUCUGACUUUUAUAGCAUGUGGACCCUCUUCUUUUAACAGAGAAUUAAGAGCAGCAAUCUCUCAGAAAACCUGUAACAGUUUAUCUAUUGCAGUUGAUUACAAGGAAGAGAGCUUCACUUGGUGA